Messenger RNA from Geodia barretti, 338 nucleotides. Lineage: Eukaryota; Metazoa; Porifera; Demospongiae; Tetractinellida; Geodiidae. The record is from the annotation of a GenBank genome assembly.
CAUAUCGUAUCAGAACAGUCGGGCACUAUCCAUGUCUAGCAAUGGUCAAAAGACAAACCAAGGAGACCCACAUUUUCUCUGCUAUACUCAUAACAUAAGAUGUGGGCAAUUUCACCUUUUGCGAGCUACAGUGGAACCCCAUAACAAGGGACACUACGGGACCAAUGACUUGUAGAGAGGUCGUCCCUAUCUCGGAGGUCAAAUAAUACAUUAAAGUAUUAGCAUGGAGUUGAAACAAGUGUCCUUUGUAGAGAGGUCGUCUCUAUUCUCUAUCUCAGAGGGUCCCUUAUCGGAGGUUCCACUGUAUUAUACAUGGGAAAUUUUAAAACGUUUGAUAC